AUGGAUGAAACAUUAAAAGAACUAUUUGAAGCUUGUCGGAAUGGAGAUUUAACUAAAGUUAAAAAAUUACUUACACCAGAUAAUAUUAAUGCACAAGAUAUACUCGGAAGAAAAUCGACACCUCUUCAUUUUAGUUCUGGAUUCGGUCGUAAGGAUGUAGUCGAAUAUCUUUUAAAUCAAAAUGCUAAUGUUCAUAUGAAAGAUGAUGGAGGUCUAAUUCCAUUACAUAAUGCAGCAAGUUUUGGUCAUGCUGAAGUUGUUCAAUUACUUCUUAAUUAUCAUUCGGAUGUAAAUGCAUUAGAUAAUUGGAAUUAUAGUCCACUUGCUGAAGCAGCUAGUAAAGGAAAAGUUGAUGUUUGUCUUAUUCUUUUACAACAUGGUGCAGAUUCAAAUAUAAAAAAUAGUGAUGGAAAAACUGCACUUGAUCUUGCUGAUUCAUCAACUCGACCAGUGUUAACUGGUGAAUAUCGAAAAGAUGAAUUACUUGAAGCAGCUCGAUCGGGUAAUGAAGAAAAACUAUUAAAUUUAUUAACAUUAGCUAAUGUUAAUUGUCAUGCAAGUGAUGGAAGAAAAUCAACUCCAUUACAUCUAGCUGCUGGUUACAAUCGAUUAACAAUUUGUAAAAUAUUACUUGAACAUGGUGCUGAUGUUCUAUGCAAAGAUAAAGGUGGACUUGUUCCAUUACAUAAUGCUGCUUCAUAUGGACAUUACGAAGUUGCUGAGCUCUUGAUUAAACAUGGUGCUCAAGUAAAUACUUGUGAUCUAUGGCAAUAUACACCUAUUCAUGAAGCUGCUUCAAAAUCUCGUAUUGAUGUUUGUACUCUUUUAUUAAGUCAUGGAGCUGAUCCAACAUUAACAAAUUGUCAUGGUAAAGCAGUAUUAGAUGUUGCUGCUAGUCGUGAAUUACGAGAUAGAAUUUUAUCUGAAUAUCAUGGAUAUUCAUUUCUUGAUGCAAUACAUAAUGGAGAUACUAGUCGAGUUAAAAAAUUUUUAUCUAAUGAAACAAUUAAUUUUCGACAUUUUAAAACAGGAGAUUCACCAUUACAUAUCUCUUGUACAUCAUCAUUGGCAAAACAUCGUCGACAAAUUUUUGAAAUGUUAAUUCGGCGUGGUGCUCUUGUUAACGUUUUAAAUACAGCACAAAUGGCUCCUAUUCAUAUAUGUGCUGAAGCUGAUCAUAGUGAUCUUUUAGAAAUUUUAUUAAAACAUAAUGCUGAUAUUAAUUUACUUGAUGGUCAAGGACAAACAGCAUUACAUCAUGCAGUUAAAAAUGGACAUUUAAAUGUUUGUCGAUUUUUAAUUACACAUAAAAUUGAUACUUCAAUUGUAUCAUCCUAUGAACAAACAGCAUUAGAUAUAACUUCAGCAUCGAAUAUUCAACAAUUAUUAAUGACUUAUGAAAAUGAAAAAGUUAUAUUAACACCAAAUAUAACUGAUCUUCAAUUACAAUUACUUGAAGCAUCAAAAUCGGGUGAUCUUGAUGUUGUUAAGCGUGUACUUACUUUCAAUCCAUCAUUAGUUAAUUGUCGUGAUGUUCAAGGUAGAAAUAGUACUCCACUUCAUUUUGCUGCCGGAUAUAAUCGUUUACAAGUUGUUGAAUAUUUAUUAGCCAUGGGUGCUGAGGUAACAGCAAGAGAUAAAGGUGGUCUUGUUCCUUUACAUAAUAGUUGUAGUUAUGGUCAUCUUGAAGUUACAGCACUUUUACUUAAUAAUGGUGCAUCAUCUCAAAUAACUGAUCUAUGGAAAGUAACACCAUUACAUGAAAGUGCAGCUAAAGGAAAAUUUGAAAUAUGUAAAUUACUUAUUAAAUAUGGUGCUGAUUUAAAUAAAAAAAAUCGUGAUGGUGCUAUACCACUCGAUUUAGUUAAAGAACGUGAUAGUGAUGUAGCUGAUUUACUUCGUGGUGAUAGUGCUAUUUUAGAAUUAGCUAAAAAAGGAAAUUUAGAACGAUUAAGAAAAUUAUUAACACCAGAAAAUGUUAAUUGUCGUGAUCCAUUAGGACGAAAUAGUACACCAUUACAUUUAGCUGCUGGAUAUAAUCAUUAUGAAAUAGCACAAUUUUUAUUGGAAAAUGGUAGUAAUCCUAAUGCUGUGGAUAAAGGUGGAUUAAUAGCUCUUCAUAAUGCAUCUUCAUUUGGUCAUGUUGAUGUUGCUACUUUAUUAAUUAAUUAUCAUUCCGAUGUUAAUGCACAUGAUAAUUGGUCGUAUACACCUUUACAUGAAGCAGCAUCUAAAGGUCGUACUCAAUUAUGUUCUUUAUUACUUGCUCAUGGUGCAAAUCCACAUCUUCGAAAUCAAGAUAAUCAAACUCCAUUAGAUUUAGCUAAUGCUGAUGAUGUUAAAUCAUUACUAUUAGAUGCAAUGUCAACUUCAAUAUCUCCAACAUCACCAACUGGUAAUCGUUAUCGAACAACAUUAACACUUGCAACUCGUGAAACAACAUCAAUACUUGGUGCAGAAAAUAAUAAUAAUAAUUAUAAUAAUAGUUCAAGACAACGUUCAUCAUCUGCAUCAAGUUUACAACAAUCAACUAUUCAACGUCAUUUACCUAGCGGUGAUGGUAGUAUGAGUUUAAUAACAGAUGAUGAACGUCGAGAACAAGCACUUCAUAUGACAAUGGAUGAAUUUUUAAGUUUAUGUCAAUUUCAAUCAAGUCAACAACAAGAUUCAUUAAGAGAUUUAUUUGAACGUGAACAUAUAACACUUGAUAUACUUGCUGAAAUGACACAUAAUGAUUUAAAAGAUAUUGGUAUUGUUGCUUAUGGUGAACGACAUAAAUUACUUAAAGGUAUUGAACGAUUAUAUAAACAAGCAAAAGAUCCAUGGUCAAAUAUACCUGAUAGAGGAUCAGUUUUUAUUGAACUUGAUUCAAAUGAUCAAGAAUAUCGACUUGUUGAAGAUGAAUUACAAAGUACUAUUCGUGAACAUAAAGAUAAUUGUGGUGGAAUAUUUACUCGUUAUGUAGUAUUAAAAAUUGAAAAAAUUCGUAAUCGACGUUUAUGGGAUCGUUAUUGUCAUCGUCGAAAUGAAAUUCAAGAUGAUAAUAAUGGUCAUGAAAAUGAACGUUUACUUUUUCAUGGUUCACCAUUUCUUCAUUCAAUUAUGCAUAAAGGUUUUGAUGAAAGACAUGCAUCUAUAACUGGCAUGUUUGGUGCUGGAAUUUAUUUUGCAGAAAAUUCUUCAAAAUCAAAUCAAUAUGUGUAUGGUAUUGGUGGUGGAAAUGGGUGUAUAUUACAUAAAGAUAAAUCAUGUUAUCUAUGUUCAAGACAAAUGUUAUUAUGCCGUGUUUGUCUUGGACGAUCGUUUUUGCAAUUUAGUGCAUCAAAAUUAGCUCAUGCACCACCUGGUCAUCAUUCCGUUAUAGGUCGACCAACACAAGGUGGCCUGGCUUAUCCCGAAUAUGUUAUUUAUCGUGGUGAACAAGCUUAUCCAGAAUAUUGUAUUACAUAUAAUCUUUUAAAUCCAGUGAACAACGACAAUGAAUAA
Messenger RNA from Rotaria sordida, 3486 nucleotides. NCBI's taxonomy places the organism in Eukaryota, Metazoa, Rotifera, Eurotatoria, Philodinida, Philodinidae. The record is from the annotation of a GenBank genome assembly.